CGAUGAGCGCGGGGAGACGGCCCUCGUGCGCCUGCUCAGUGUCACUCCCCGGGAACCCCCGGGGGAUCCAGCCCUCAAAGAUGUGCUUGCAGCUGGCUCAUCACAGGCCAGUGUUUUUCCACAUUUAAAAAUUCAUGACCCAUUAAAAACAAUUAAAAAUACCCGUGCCCCUUUUGUAUUUUAUGAUGCAAAGGCCAUAGGCUCCUUUUCAUUUCCAAAUAUAAAAUUAUGAUACCAACUAUGCAUUUUCUUAGUGCACAGCCCUCCCUCCCCUAGUUGAGAAUCACUAUCCGCGUCCCUGAAAACCUAAAGCUAUGGUGUGAGAUGAAAGGAAUUGCCGGUAACACCAGGUCAGCAUCAGAGCCUCUAGGACCUCAGAGACUCUGCCCUUCCUGUCCUUCACACCUAGUCACCUGGUUCUGGAAAAAAAGGCGGCAGCCCACACAGGUGCUGCUCCAGGGGACAAGGAGGGAUGUCUCUGGCACAUAAUUAGCCUCCUAGGGUCCUGUCUGCCCGAGGUGUGAACAGAAUGAACAAUUAAUAAAACUCUGGCUCCUGGGAGCCAGGUCCUAGCUGGGGAAGUAGAAACAGGUUGUUUAACCAACAACUAUGCACAUUCGCACCCACACAGCCAAACAGCCUGUCUCACCUUCCCCUCCAGACCUGGGCACAGACAACAUCCACAGCCGGGCUCAGCACUCUGUCAGCGUCCCAAGUGGCUGAGCCACAUGUGCCCAGCCGCCCCCUCCUCCUUCCCCUGCCCCCCCCCCCGCCAGGAGGGCACUGCCUCUUUAAAACCCAGCUCUGAGGGUGGUGCUCGGUGGCACACAAAGGAUUACAAUUGUGGGUUUUUCCGUGGCCCUUUCCCAAGGAAAGGAGAGGAGCCGAGAAAGAUGGGAGGCUUGUCCUGUUGUGGCCACCAAGCAAGACCCUUGGCUGGCUAAUAAUGAGCUUGGGCACUAUUCCUGCCCGGCCUACUGCUGAACGCCUUACCCUCUUCCUAACCCAGCCCCAUGAGGCCUCUGGGGAGACUUCACCCCCUGGGGUAGUUCUGUGGCCCCCUCUCACGGUGCCAGGCUGAUGUCGCCUCUGGCUGCCCAUCAGCUGCCCUGUCCUUCCCCAGGCCCUCCGUCUUCUCCUGCUGCAAACCAUUGUUCUCAUGCCUCUGUUUUCUCCUCAUUUCCUUGUGGACAUGUUUUGUCCUCCAGCUUGACCACGAGCCCUUCGAGUGCAAAGAGAGCAUCCGUGUCCCCGUGACGGGUGCCCAAAGGACAGUUCUUCACACACAGGGCACUCACCAGCAAACCGAUUCACUUGCUGCCCACUCCCACCAGCCCCAGGUCAUACCCACAAGUCCCGCCUGUGUCUCUCUCUUAGCUACCACCCCGUGGCCUCCAUGCCAGAGAGCUUGCCCGGACCCCUGCUCUCAGUAUCACUGUGCAGUUUCAAUCCUGAGAGGCCUCCUUAUAGCUCCACCAGCUGUUAGCACCUCCCUGCAGCUGCCCACAGUCUGGGCCCCCUGCUGGAGGGUAGACAUUGGCAGGAUCCAGAGGAAAGUCUUAGGGGGAAGUAGGAUGUCAUUGGGUCACGACGCCUGUUGGAAAGGAAUCACGUGCUGGGGGACGGUGGUCCAGUGGAGUGAAGGUCCAGCCGAGAAAGCACUUGGAGGGUGUUGGUUUGACCCUGCUGCUUAGGAGAGCCCUGGGGCUUGGUCAGGAGAGCCCCGUCUUCUCUCCUUCCAACCCUAAGAGACUGAGGACUUCACACCUGAGGGGUCAGGGACCGAAGUGAGGUUCACAUCUGAGACUAUUAAUCCCUUGGAUUUCUCAUGUUGAGUGGGAAGAAACCAGGCUAUCUGCUUUUUCUGGGAGAUCGAAAGUCUCACUGGGGGAGUGUACUGAGGUCCCAGAAAGAAUUCAGCUCUGGAGCAUCUCUUCCCUGUAGCCGGAGAACUUUGAGCUUCCCUCCCCGUUAGACAGGCACGUCACUUCAGGCCAGAACAAAAACCGAGGUCGUUUGCAACUGCAGAGCUGGUUGGGAACGGGGCUCAGAUCAGCACAGGGAUGCCCUGAAUCCUCCCGCCCACAGCCCCCAUUGCCUUGGGGCAAGCUCUCCACUCCUCGCUCUUGGAGGGCUAUGUGGGACAUUGCUGUGUGCUGCGGCCCCAUGGCGACAGCGAGUAGAAGGGGUGAUCUGAAUGGCUCCCCACUUCCCUCUGCUCAACGUUCCUGCCACGUCAUCUUCUGUCUCUCUCUCUGGUGUCUGGUUGACCUGUUCUCUGCUUCUCCUCCUUCUGACUGCAUGAGGACCCCUCCUCUGGACAGGAGCUCUCUUCUGGGUUCCCGCCUGCCGCACCCGCUUGCGGCCGCCAACUAGGUGUCUACAUGCUGGGUGGAUGAGGCCAGGGCCAGUUCCACGCACUGCCUCUCCCCACAGGCCGAGCAUGCUGGGGUCCGCACCUACUUCUUCAGUGCCGAGAGCCCCGAGGAGCAGGAGGCCUGGAUCCAGGCCAUGGGGGAGGCUGCCCGAGUACAGAUCCCCCCAGCCCAGAAGUCGGUGCCCCAAGCUGUGCAUCACAACCACGAGAAGCCAGACUCUGAGAACAUCCCACCUAGCAAACACCACCACCAGCCGUCCCACAAUAGUGUCCCCAAGCCCGAGCCAGAGGCCAAGACUCGAGGGGAGGGUGACGGCCGGGGCUGCGAGAAGGCCGAGAGGAAGCCUGAAAGGCCUGAAGUCAAGAGUGAGCCUCUGGUGAAAGCCAACGGCAUCCAAGCCGGACCAGAACCAGCCUCAGAGCCUGGCAGCCCUUACCCUGAGGGCCCGAGUGUCCCAGGGGGAGGGGAUCGGCCUGCCCAGCCCAAUGGCUGGCAGUAUAGCUCCCCGAGCCGACCAGGGAGCACGGCUUUUCUGCCUCAGGACUCAGAGAGUGGGGGGCACCAGCGGAGCUUCCCCCCACGUGCCAACCCCGACAAAAUUGCCCAGCGCAAGAGCUCCAUGAACCAGCUUCAGCAGUGGGUGAACCUGCGCCGCGGGGUGCCCCCACCCGAAGACCUCCGGAGUCCCUCUAGGUUCUACCCUGUGUCCCGCAGGGUCCCUGAAUAUUACGGCCCCUACUCGUCCCAGUAUCCAGAUGAUUACCAGUACUACCCCCCAGGGGUGCGGCCGGACAGCAUCUGCUCCAUGCCGGCCUACGAUCGGGUCAGCCCACCCUGGGCCCUGGAGGACAAGCGACACUCGUUCCGCAACGGAGGCGGCCCUGCCUUCCAGCUGCGGGACUGGAAGGAGCCCCCGGGCUACGGGCGGCAGGACGGCCCAGUCUGGCUCCCCGGGCCCUCCCCCUCCCGGCAGCCAGUCUACUACGAGGAGCUGGAUGCCACCUCCGGCUCCCUGCGCCGCCUGACCCUGCAGCCCCGCUCCCACUCAGUGCCCCGCUCGCCCAGCCAGGGCUCCUACGGCCGUGCCCGCAUUUACUCCCCCGUCCGCUCACCCAGUGCCCGCUUUGAGCGCCUGCCACCUCGCAGUGAGGACAUCUAUGCUGACCCUGCUGCCUAUGUGAUGAGGCGAUCCAUCAGCUCCCCCAAGUAUGAUUACCUGGGAGACAGGCGGCCAGUCCCUGCAGGACUGUUCCCCUACAACUACCCACCAUCCCCUACGGUCCACGAUAAGAUGAUGAGUGAGAGCGAGACUCUCAUCAGUAUGGUGAACCGAAUGGUGGAGAACUCCUCCCCCAGGGCCCAGAUCUUCAUGCAAGUCCCUCCAUACCCAGAAGUGUUCCGGGACGGCCUCCACACUUACAAGUUAAACGAGCAAGAUACAGAUAAGCUGCUGGGCAAAUUGUGUGAGCAGAACAAGGUGGUGAGGGAACAGGACCGGCUGGUGCAGCAGCUCCGAGCUGAGAAGGAGAGCCUGGAAAGUGCCUUGAUGGGGACCCACCAGGAACUGGAGAUGUUUGGAAACCAGCCUGCCUACCCGGAGAAGUUGCUGCACAAGAAGGAGUCCCUGCAGAACCAGCUCAUCAACAUUCGGGUGGAGCUGUCCCAGGCCACCACGGCCCUGACGAACAGUACCAUAGAGUAUGAGAGCCUGGAGUCAGAGGUCUCUGCUCUGCACGAUGACCUCUGGGAACAGCUCAAUUUGGACGUUCAGAAUGAGGUGCUCAACCGGCAAAUCCAGAAGGAGAUCUGGAGGAUCCAGGACGUGAUGGAGGGGCUGAGGAAGAAUAACCCAUCCCGGGGCACAGACACAGCCAAACACAGAGGAGGACUCGGCCCCACGGCCACCUACAACUCCAACAGCCCCGCCAGCCCUCUCAGCUCCGCCAGUCUCACCAGCCCCCUGAGCCCCUUUUCUCUGGUGUCCGGCUCACAGGGGUCCCCCACCAAGCCUGGGUCCAGUGAGGAGCCUGGCCCGCCACGGCCCCCCCUCCCCAAAGCCUACGUCCCCCUGGAGUCUCCUCCAAAUGUGCCGCCACUCCCUAGCGAGAGCCGCUUCUGGCCACCCCCCAGCUCCCCUUCCUGGCACCGCAGUGGCGAGCCAGCCAGGGGUCAGCCCAAGGCAAGCUAUGAGCAGAGCAAGAAAGACCCCUACCAGACAUCACCCCUGGACACCACUAGAGACAUCAGCCUUGUGCCCACCAGGCAAGAGGUGGAGGCAGAGAAGCAGGCAGCUCUCAACAAAGUUGGCAUUGUGCCUCCUCGGACAAAGUCACCCACUGAUGAAGAGGUGACUCCAUCAAGGGUGGUGAGGAGGAGUGCUAAUGGACUUACCAACGGACUGUCCUCCCGGCAGGAGCGCCCCAAAAGUGCAGUGUUCCCCGGCGAGGGCAAGGUCAAGAUGAGCGUGGAGGAGCAGAUGGAUCGCAUGCGGAGGCAUCAAAGUGGCUCCAUGAAGGAGAAGCGGAGGAGCCUGCAGCUCCCAGCCAGUCCAGCCCCUGACCCUGCCAGCCGGCCCACCUACAAAGUGGUGCGCCGUCACCGUAGCAUCCAUGAGGUGGACAUCUCCAACUUGGAAGCAGCCCUGCGGGCAGAGGAGCCUGGUGGGCAGGCCUAUGAGACACCGAGAGAGGAAAUUGCCCGGCUUCGCAAAAUGGAGCUGGAACCCCAGCACUAUGAUGUGGACAUCAAUAAGGAGCUCUCCACGCCAGACAAAGUCCUCAUCCCUGAACGGUAUAUUGACCUGGAGCCUGAUACUCCCCUGAGUCCCGAGGAGUUGAAGGAAAAGCAGAAGAAGGUGGAGAGGAUCAAGACACUCAUUGCCAAGUCCAGUAUGCAGAACGUGGUGCCCAUCGGCGAGGGGGACCUUGUGGACGUGCCCCAGGACUCAGAGAGCCAGCUGCAGGAGCAGGAGAAGCGGAUUGAAAUCUCCUGUGCCCUGGCGACCGAGGCCUCCCGCAGGGGCCGCAUGCUGUCUGUGCAAUGUGCCACCCCAAGCCCUCCCACCUCCCCUGCUUCCCUGACUCCACCAGCCAACCCCCUAUCGUCUGACUCCCCACGGGGCGCCGACAGCAGCCAUACCAUGCGGGUCUGAGCUCUGACUGCAAGCCCUGGCCGAGGCCAACGCCAUGAAGCUCCACAGAGCCACGUUCUGAAGGUCCCCUCUGCCUACUGAGGUCCUGACUCCCCAGCCUGGCCCCCCCGCCCCUGCGCUCCUGUGGGAAUGCUGCAGGGAGCCAGGCUGGGGCCAGGGUUGCUGCCGAGACUUACCUCAGUGUCCACAUGCCCACCACGCCUGGCCCUGAAGCCCUUGCUACUCAGAUGGCAGCACCAGGCCAGGGCUUGAGAUGGUGGGCAGAGAGCACCCUCCCAGCGGGCGCCUCCCGGGGGCUAGGCCUGGCCCCAGCUGGUGGUGCGCUGGCCCUACUAGAACAUUUCCUGAGGAAGAGGAUGCCCCGGUGGGAAAGAUGCUCUGGGCUGUCUUGGGUUAGGUCUAGAGUGAAGAGAAGACGGACACUCCUGACAUCGAGGACAGCACGUGCCAGCAGGUCCUUCCCCCGUCAUUCCCAUCCUGCCACCCCAGCUGUACCGGGGGCUUUGACACAUCUCUGCUCGUGGGUGCUCCUUUGGGGUCUGGUGGAGACCGACCACCCUGCUUGAGCCAAAGACAAGAUGACCAGUGACGAGGAGAGGCUCCUCGGCUCCCAGAGGGGACAGUGCUGGCUGUAGGUGGAGAGCGGCACGCAGGUCUGUGCAGCGUCUGAGGACAGGUUGAGAAGGGGGAGAAGAGAGAAAGAGAUGGAGGCAAGUGGGAGGACAGGGAAGCAGUGGGACUCGUUUGCAAGUGAGAGGAUGAGACAGAGGUGGAAAGGGGCCGUGGGAUUGGUUUCCCCAGGAUGGAGCGUUAGCUUAAGUGCCAAGUACGUGCCGGAUGCCAGCUCUGCUCCCCCACCUGCUCUCCCGGAUCCACCGGCCUGCCCACACUGGCUCUGAGAGGGCCCACCAGUGAGCACAUGGUGGCCUGCAGCAGCAGCCGUGGGGACAGUUGUGGGGAGGCUGGUGUGGCUGAGUGGGUCGGAGAUGGCCCUUCCUGGGUCUGGGCCUGGUGUGUCUGCCUUCCCCUCCUAGGCUCGGGGGCAGAGAGAAGGACCUGUGUCAUGUAGGGUGUAGUCAGCCUUGGGGCCUUUCCUAACCCUGUUUGGGACAUUUUCUUGUCCGCCUUGCCCCUGGAAUGUGCCGUGGGCCAGCUGAGAGGGUGCCCUUGAAAGGAAAUGCAACCUCAGUCUGCAAGGCUAGGGCCUUGCAGGGCCCCAUCCUGCAUCGUGAGCAACCCCUCGGAGGACCAGGUGAGGCUGUACGGAAGGACUCCCUUCUGGCCUGGCUUUCUCACCAUCUGCCUACCCGGGGAGGCCGGUGGAGGAGACACAGAAGCAAAGAUUGUUUUUCCUUCUCGCCGCUCAUCAUGGGAGGACUGUAGCCAGAGAGGAGGGAGGGGAGAGUGAGACUGGAAAAACCUGGGCCCCAAGGCCAGCUCUUUGCCAGAGUUGCUGCCGGGAGACUUCAACCUCCAGUGGUCGCAAGAACAACUGCUUUAUCUGCCACCAGUUCUCCUCCACGCCUUCACAGCCGGGACGGUUACUGGUUCAUAUGCAAGUAAAGAUGGCAAUUCAUUCAACAAAUAUUUACCGAGCACCUUUUAUGUACCAGGCACUGUUCUAGGUACUUCGGGUAUUCUCGUGCUUCUGAGGGGUUGCAGGCUGGGGAAUUUCACUUUUUAGCAGAUUUUUUUGAACAUGACCUUUGGCUACAUUUCCCAUCUUUAACGCACAUGAAGCACCCCAAACCUGUUUUUCCCUCCCCCCACAGACUGGCAGGUGGGAUUGGCCCUCUCCCUCUUUCCAACACCCUCCUCCCUCCACAAGAAGCAGCUGUUUCAGGGCCUCCAUGCCUUCCCCUUUCUUUGUCUGUCUCCUUUUUUUUUUUUUAAGUGAUAUUUUUAGAAAUACGUGCAAAAUACCAAGGGUUAAUGUCUGCACCUCUACACUUCUCUCUCACCUCUUAUUUCAUAAAGCUGGCUCUUUAUGUUGCUUUACAUGCCUUAAUAUAUGUUUUAUGAAGAUUAUACAUAUUAUAGAUAUAUACCUAAUAUAUAUAUUUGUUUGGACGUCUGAUCCUUUCCCAGAACUCCUGCCCAGGCCACUUCCCUCCUUGAUUUUCCACACCAUUCCUAGCAUGUUAUGGCCACACCCCAUGCCUUUUGAUCCAAAGAAGGGGAGAGGACAGACUUAUUUUAAGACAGAUCUAUUUUACGCUUUUGUUAUAAAAGCAAAUCUAUUUUCGAAAUGUGCAAUGUCUGAAUGGAAUCAGCAAAUGAUACGAAGAGACUGGGUGGCUGCCUCUCGGUCCAGCCCUACGUCCCUCCCUCUUCCCUGGCAGCUUCCUUCUCCCAUCCCCCAGUCUGCAAAGGGCUGGUCCCCAGAGCUCGCCCAGAGAGCAUUUUACCAGGGCAGGACGUUCUCUUGGAAGUCCUGGUCCAAGGAUUUGAUUACACUGUCAACUCUUGAUGAGCCCCUCGGGUUACGGGAUGUGAAUCCUCUCAGAGGAAAUGUUUACAGCUGUGUGCACAGAAGUACACCCGU
Molecule: messenger RNA, 8074 nt
Organism: Nyctereutes procyonoides (raccoon dog)
Lineage: Eukaryota; Metazoa; Chordata; Mammalia; Carnivora; Canidae
Gene: PLEKHA6
Product: pleckstrin homology domain containing A6
Exons: 21
Coding region: 2512-5529 (1005 amino acids)
Molecular function (GO): protein binding
Source: RefSeq, a predicted model, not a curated record